AUGGUAGCAAAGAGACAGGUCUGCAAUUUUGAAAAUGGUGUUUGAUGGUGUCUGAUUUUUUACACUCCGUUUUUCUGUUAUUGCGAUAAUUCUUGAAGUUGAUAUCAUGUACUGUGAAAACUGGCAACUGAUUGUUGAUAUCAUCAAUUAAUAGCCUGCUCACUGAGUGGUAGUCAGUAUGACAAGUUCCACCUUUUAACACGAAGAAGGCAGGGUUUUUGAGUACAGCCAGUCUUGUUGCAGUGGACAUUAUGUGUUCUGAGUCUUCUGGUGCCUUUUUAAUGUUACAUUAAUAUCAUGUAUCUUUUUCUUUCCUUCCACUCUUCUUUCUCUGUUCCUUCUCUUUCCCACAGCACUAUGCUGAGAUCCCAGGCAGCCUUCCUACCAUGUUGGAAUUGGGCUCAUAUUCUGUCAGCUCUCGGUCUCUGACAGGGGACCACAAUGCUUUGGGGCUACCUCGAGCCCCAGCCGAGCCAGAGUGUCCAGGGGUGGGACUGGGAGUCGGGACGAGAUGUGGGAGCAGCACUCCAAGGCACCACAUACUCCCUUCAUCAUCAGAAGACUGUGAGGACUGGCAGAAGCAUCGUGCAGGACUUGCUGGAGGGUCCAGCCUGUUUCCUGAGUCCCUCCUGGAGCCCCACAGCCUCUCAACCAGUUAUGACACCCUCUACCUCCCUCAUAUGUCCAGCCACACCCCUCCUCUACACCCAAACCGUCUGGGCCUGUCUUUGGAUGUGGCUUCAGCCUUUGAGGUUGGAGGGGGACUGCCGGGGGUGGACGGAGAUUUGGCCGUCAGUCCCAACGUGAUCAAGCGCCGUCGAGGAGGCCUGAUUGAGCAGAGGGACAUCGUCAAAGCCCACCAGGCUCACAAGAUUCAGAGCACACCACAGGCGCGACGGAAGGAAUGGGAGUGA
Messenger RNA from Xyrichtys novacula (pearly razorfish), 914 nucleotides. The record is from the annotation of a GenBank genome assembly. NCBI's taxonomy places the organism in Eukaryota, Metazoa, Chordata, Actinopteri, Labriformes, Labridae.